CAUUUUCAUUUCGGAAAGGCAACUAAAAGGUUAAGCUCGUUCUCGCCCUCGCUUCAAGUUUUAAGCAGCUGCAUGGUAUCUUUGAUUGACAGCUGACGUACGAAAAUGGAAACCAGUCUACGAAGACGAACGGCCGAUAAACGUUCCACUGAAGUGACGUCACUACGAUGCACUAAAGACAACACCCUACCCACACCUCCCCUGUCUGGUGCUUUAUUGUCAUCCCUUGAAACACAUCUCAUGCAGCCAUUCAAUUCCUUGAACCUUGCAAUCUUUCGUAUCAUCUUCGGCUUCAUCAUGUCUUUUCUUCAAUAUCGAAUAGUCUUCUUACAAGACGUCUUGGAGCCAAACUUCAGCUAUGCAGAGAUCAACUUUCAUUAUUGUUUUGCGCGAGGAAUUCCACACGUUGGAUUAGAUAAACUAGUUUUCGUGAUAAUCAUCUCCGGUAUCGCCGCUUUCUGUAUCGGGAUUGGCUUAUUCUACCGAUUAUCUUGUGGCAUAUUUCUCGUCACUUAUACCUAUCUCAGCUUACUAGAAAAGACUCGCUAUAAUAACCACUUCUAUCUGUAUAUCUUAUUAACUUCCAUACUUCUAGUAACAGACUGCCACAAACGUCUCUCAGUAGAUUCAUGUAUCUAUCGCUGCACGUCACGUAAUUCACAUGAUUCUCAAAUUCCUUUCUGGCAGGUUUUUCUCUUCCGUUUUCAACUAUUUGUGGUGUAUUUCUAUGCCGGACUCGCUAAGCUGAACUACGAUUGGUUCUUUCGAUUUGAGCCAAUGACCAUUUGGAGUGGUUUCCCUAGGUUUUCAAUGUUUAGAAAGAUUGCAUCAUUACUGCUGCCAAACGAUUCUGUCCAAAAGUUUCUUGGCACGUUUUUCAGUAUAGGAGGAUUAUCCUUUGAUUUGUUCAUUGGAUUUUUUCUGUUGAUUCCCAAAUUACGGCCAGUGGGAAUCUUAUUCACUUUUUUCUUUCAUUUGUCCAACCAUUUUCUUUUCAAGAUAGGGACAUUUCCUUGGGUCAUGAUUGGCACCAAUUUUAUCUUUCUUGAUGCAGAAACCCUUCCUAAUCUUAUUAAAAUCAUUCAAAUGAGGCUGUGUUACAAGCAAAAGAGUAAUAAAAUCAAGAAUCCCGAGCAACCAGAAACUACUCCUACCAAGAGGUCACUGCGCAUGUCCAAGCCAUUAAAGUGCUUUUUACUAAUGUACGUUGUCAUUCAAGUCCUUGUGCCGUUCCGCCAUUGGCUGUAUCCAGGCAACGUGAACUGGACACUGGAGGGACAUCAGUUCAGUUGGAGGAUGAUGUUGAACGAGGAGAAUGUGAUCAUGAGAAUAAACAUCAUCGGAGAGGGAAAGCAAGAUGUUUUUGAUCCCUACCAAAUGCGCAUCACAGUUCGUCAGAUUAAGAGAAUGUUGACUGAUCCUGAACUCGUGGUACAAUUAGUACGUCAUAUCAAGCAAAACUACGUCAAACCACGUGAUCAUAAUGACGUAGCCAUCAAAGUAGACAUGUGGAAAAUGCUUAACGGCAGACCAUAUCAGCGGUAUAUCGACAGCGAUGUUGAUUUGACAGCUGUCAAUCAAGAUUCCUUUAGCUAUCAUUGGCUGGUACCUCAAAUGUCAGAUGACUCUCUUAAUUUUACUGCGAUUGAGAAGAUCCGAAAGCGAUGGUCAGGCAGAGGCUAUGACGUGUCAUUCUUCAUGGAAUCUCCUCAGCGAGUCUACCAGACAUUUUUGAAUCCUGAUUAUUGUUUUGAUGUGCGUUUAUUUUCACUUAACACACAAAUUGAAGUCACUAUUAGGACAAGAAAGCUGUUACUGAAACCGGGGAAAAGCGUGAUUAUACCAAGUAACGCAAUCCACCGUAUCGCUACAAUUGGUCACGCACCUUCGAUUUGGUAUUAUGUUUUUGAUUGUCAUGUUUCGUUUUUCCAUCAAGCUCAAUUGUAUAUUAGUGAGGAAGGAUGGAAAUAUCCGUAUUGAUACGGGUAAAGCGUGAAAUGAGUAACACAAUUCACAUCAUACAGCAUAAGACGUUAAUUUAGAUGCGCAAAUAUAGGAAAAGAGGAUAAAAAGAAAUAAUAACAAGUGAUCGUAGAUUGUAACUAAGGGCAGUACUUUAAAUAAACUUCUUGUUUUGA
Actinia tenebrosa (Australian red waratah sea anemone) is the source of this 2138-nucleotide messenger RNA. RefSeq names its product vitamin K-dependent gamma-carboxylase-like. The record is from RefSeq and is a predicted model, not a curated record. Gene Ontology annotation, molecular function: vitamin binding; gamma-glutamyl carboxylase activity. Gene Ontology annotation, biological process: peptidyl-glutamic acid carboxylation. NCBI's taxonomy places the organism in Eukaryota, Metazoa, Cnidaria, Anthozoa, Actiniaria, Actiniidae.